Molecule: messenger RNA, 2377 nt
Organism: Olea europaea var. sylvestris
Lineage: Eukaryota; Viridiplantae; Streptophyta; Magnoliopsida; Lamiales; Oleaceae
Product: ABC transporter G family member 21-like
Exons: 5
Coding region: 189-2207 (672 amino acids)
Cellular component (GO): membrane
Molecular function (GO): ABC-type transporter activity; ATP hydrolysis activity; ATP binding
Source: RefSeq, a predicted model, not a curated record
ACAUUCCCUCGUAGAAUUCUUGCAGCUAUAUAUCAUGUGCCAUUGCCCAAUCCAUUUCUCAUGCAUUCUCCUUUGAAAUCCUUUCUCUGCAUGUGAGCCAACCAUUAAUUCUCCCAAACAACAAGAGCAUUUCCUCUUAUUCCUUCUACUGUAGUACUGUUUGUGUUUCUUUUUUCUCAAAUUAAAUUAUGCCUUUUGAGCAAGAUAUCAAUGGAGUUGCAGCUAAUGCUUUAGUCCGUAAUAGAACCCAUAAUAUUUCUCUGCCGGUCGAGCCACCUGGCUCAACCGGCAAUGUAAGCUCAAGUCCAGUUGAUCAAAUACAAGAACAAAAUCAUGCUAAUACCGUUAGAAUUUCUGUUUUACGCGAAUCAUUACGGCCUAUCACUCUUAAGUUUGAAGAUGUAUCAUACGCAAUUGAGUUACGAGAAAAUAGAGGAAACUGUUUUUCUUCACCUCAACCCAAGGUAAAACGUAAUAUACUCGAUGGUGUUAGUGGUGUUGUUAGACCUGGUGAACUUCUGGCCAUGCUCGGCCCAUCAGGGAGUGGCAAAACCACUCUUCUAACAGCACUAUCCAGUCGGUUACCAGGAAAGAUCUCCGGUUCGAUUACCUACAAUGGACACCCUUUUUCAAGCUCAACCAAGCGCAAAACCGGGUUCGUUACACAAGAUGAUGUGCUAUAUCCCCACCUGACGGUUCUUGAAACCCUAACAUAUGCUUCUUUGUUGAGACUACCAAAUAAGCUCACUAGACAAGAGAAAAUUGAACAUGCUGAAUUAACUAUCAUGGAGCUAGGAUUAACAACUUGUAGAAAUAGCAUGAUUGGUGGGCCUCUAUUUAGGGGAAUAUCAGGUGGGGAGAGAAAAAGGGUCAGUAUUGGGCAAGAAAUGCUAGUGAACCCAAGUCUUUUGUUGUUGGAUGAGCCCACCUCCGGCCUGGACUCCACCACGGCACAGAGGAUUAUGGCCACACUCAGGAAGCUGGCCUGCAGUGGUCGGACGGUUAUAACGACCAUUCACCAGCCGUCUAGUAGUUUGUACAUGAUGUUUGAUAAGAUAUUAGUAUUAUCAGAAGGAUGUCCAAUUUACAGUGGCAGUGCCAAUAAAGUGAUGGACUAUUUUGCUUCCAUUGGUUACAAGCCCGGUUUUCAUUUCAUGAAUCCUGCAGAUUUUCUUCUGGAUCUUGCUAAUGGUGUUAAUCCUGAGGCAAGGCAGGAUGAUCAAAUGGAGUUUCAUGGAAGCCAAAAUGAGCAUAAUGCAACAAAACAAUUCCUUAUAUCCUCUUACAAAAAGAACCUGCUUCCAAUUCUUAAAGAAGAAAUUCAAAGAGCAUCUCAAGAUGAAAUACAUCCUGGAAAAUCAUUACCAUCAAGAAGUUCUGAAAAUCAAUGGACAAAUAGUUGGUGGUUGCAAUUUAAGGUGUUGUUGAGCAGAGGGCUUAAGGAAAGGAGACAUGAGUCAUUUUCAGGCCUAAGAAUUUUCCAAGUGUUGUCUGUUUCAAUUGUUUCUGGACUUUUAUGGUGGCAUUCAGACACUAAUCAUAUACAAGAUCAGGUGGGAUUGCUCUUUUUCUUCUCAAUAUUCUGGGGUUUCUUCCCUCUCUUCAAUGCCGUAUUCACCUUCCCGCAAGAAAGGCCAAUGCUCACGAGAGAACUCUCCUCAGGCAUGUAUCGUCUCUCGUCCUAUUACUUGGCAAGAAUUGCAGGUGACUUGCCAAUGGAGCUCGUACUUCCCAUCAUAUUCACUACAAUUACAUACUGGAUGAGCGGCCUUAAACCAUCCCUUAUAACUUUCCUGCUAACCCUUUCCAUAGUUCUCCUCAACGUUUUAGUUUCUCAGGGCCUCGGCCUUGCUCUCGGAGCAGUUUUAAUGGACGUAAAGCAGGCGGCAACCUUAUCUUCUGUCAUGAUUCUGGUGUUUUUACUUGCUAGUGGAUAUUACGUUCAACAUAUGCCACCUUACAUUAACUGUUUAAAAUACUUUUCUUUUUCCCACUACUGUUAUAAGUUUCUUGUGGCUGUGCAGUACUCCAAAAAUGAGGUUUAUGAAUGUGGAUGGGGAGGUAAAGAAUGCAGAGUUCAAGAUUUUCCGGCCAUAAAGUAUCUUGGUAUUGAUAGUAUGGUGGUGGAUAUGGCUGCUUUGAUUGUAAUGUUGGUGGGAUAUAGGGUUUUGGCUUAUGUAGCUUUAAGGUUACGGCAACCUCACUGACCGUGAAAUAAUGUUAAAAAGUUCACAUAUUGAUUUUGUAAUUGAUUAUUUUGCCUGAAGAAAGUGAUUAAUUUGUGAUAUAAUUAAUUACUACCUACAUAGAUGUUAAAACAUUUCACUUAUUCUUUUGUAGCUUCAGCUGGAAGUUAGACCAAGCCUUCGUCCUUGUA